Molecule: messenger RNA, 2577 nt
Organism: Drosophila elegans
Lineage: Eukaryota; Metazoa; Arthropoda; Insecta; Diptera; Drosophilidae
Product: protein KRI1 homolog
Exons: 4
Coding region: 52-2487 (811 amino acids)
Biological process (GO): endonucleolytic cleavage in ITS1 to separate SSU-rRNA from 5.8S rRNA and LSU-rRNA from tricistronic rRNA transcript (SSU-rRNA, 5.8S rRNA, LSU-rRNA)
Cellular component (GO): nucleolus; 90S preribosome
Source: RefSeq, a predicted model, not a curated record
CGUAAACACGUGUGGAACUUUAUAAAACAAUCCGGGAAAAUAAACAAAAUCAUGAAUAACAAUCUUUUCGAGGGCUCUGAUGAUGACGGAGAGGACCUGCAGUUGUCCACCAACAAGGACUAUGCCAAGACCUACAACAUCCUGCGCAAGAAGGAGCUGCUACAGAAAUAUAAAGAUCGCGGCUUGGAUGUAUCCGAAUCGGAGUUCGAUAGCGACAGCGAGUCCUCCGAGGAGGACGAGGUGGACCCCAAGUUCGAUCAGGACUUCUUUAAGACGCUGUCCUCGCUGAAAAGUAAAGACCCACGGAUUUACGACAAGGGCACGAAAUUUUUUAAUGAAUCCUCAAGCGACGAGGAGGAGGGGCAGCCAAAGAAGCAGAAGAAAGCGAAGCCUGUCACCUUGAAGGACUACGAACGAAAGGUGAUCCUGGAGCACAAUGGCAAAUUCGAGAGUUCGGAUGAGGAGCAGCAGGAGAAGGAGCAGGAGGAAAUGCAGAGGGCCCAGUCACCCACCGCCGUGGAAGCGGAGCGGCGACUCAAGGACGAGUUCCGGAGUGUGAUGAACCAGGAGGACGAUGGCGAAGAUGAGGAAUUCGGCGGCAUAUUCAAGAAACGCACCAAGACCAAGGAGCAAACGGCGGCCGAGGAGGCGGACUUUGCCAAGUGGCUUGCGGGAAAGCAGGAGGAGAUCCAGCAGACCGACAAGGAGCAGCUGGAGCCACUGAAACAGUACUGGAACAGUAGCAAGCUGACACAGGGCGAGAGCUUCCUCAGGGACUACAUCCUCAACAAGGGCUAUGCCAACACCGAUGAGUCCGCCAUUCCCACCUACGACGAGAUCGUGGGAGAAGCGGCCCCGCUUUCCGAGGACGAACAGGAGCUGGAGAAGCAGGCGGAGUUCGAACAGAAGUACAACUUCCGCUUUGAAGAGCCCGAUGCGGAGUUCAUCAAGCGCUAUCCCCGCACCAUCGAACAGUCCAUCCGGCGCACAGACGACAAGCGGAAAGAAAAGCGCAAGGAGGUCAAGGAGCGUAAGGAUCAGGAGAAGCAGCAAAAGAUGAAGGAACUGGAGCUGAUCAAGGACAUCAAGCGCAAGGAGAUCGAGGAGAAGAUACGUAAAUUGAAAGCCGUCACUGGCAACGAUGAGCUCGGUUUCCGCGACGAGGAGCUUGAGGAGGACUUUGAUCCGGCGGCCCACGAUCGUCGCAUGCAGGAGCUCUUCGACGAUGAGUACUACAAUGUGGACGAGGGCGAGGAGAAGCCAGAAUGCCCCUCGGACAUCGAUGAACUCGAGCUGGAAGACUGGGACAACUACGAUCCCACAAAGCACACUAAUGCGGGCGAUCAGGACUACGAUGGACACUGCGAGGACGACGACUUUAACAUGGAUUGCGACUACGAUCCGUCCACGUCCAAGCAGCAACUGCAGCAGGAGCUCAUCGAAAGUACGCGCGGUCGUAAAGGCCGCAAGGGUAGGCGGAAUCGCUUCAUGGAAAUGAUCCAGGCGGAGAAGCCGGCAUUCAAUCCGGAGGACGAAAAGACCUACAGUGAGUACAUCGAUGAGUACUACCAAAUGGACUGCGAGGACAUCGUGGGAGAUCAGCCGUGUAGGUUUAAAUAUGUGGAAACCACACCCAACGAUUUUGGUUUAACGAUAGAAGAGAUCUUGCUGGCCAAGAACAAAGAGCUCAAUCAGUGGGCCAGCCUUAAGAAAGCUGUUCAAAACAGACCCGAACAUGUCGAGAAAAAGGAGCAACGUCUGUAUAAGAUGAAGGCCAAGAACGAAGAUCUUAAGCGAAAGAUAUUUAAAAGUCUGUAUGGCGAAGGAUCUGAUGACGAGGAGCAGCCAGCAGAUGAGACUCCGGAGACUAAGUCUGCUGCUGAAACGACUGCCGCCACUGAUAAUGCUCAAGUCCCAACAGAAGCCUUAUCGAAAUCGAAGAGGAAACGCCUAAAGCGGAAAGCAGCCGCAGCUGCUGCAGCCAGUUCCUCUCAGAAAUCCAAUCAGGAACCCAAGGAAUCAACAGAGCAAGGACAGGCAGAGGAAAGUAAAACAAAGGCUGAUCCUUCUGCUCCAAAGAAAAGCAAAAAUAGUAGCAAAAACACAAUAGAGCCCAAAAAUGGGGAAAACGGAUUGAAGAAAUCACAAAGCCAAACUCAAAAGAACAAUGCUUUUAAAAAUUCGGAAAAGUCAAAUGGAAAUAAUCCUUUUAAUAAGCAGCAGAAGAAACCCAACCAGAAACAAGGACGACAACAAGUGAAUAACAACCAAGGCGAAUACAAACAAGCUCCUUCUGGUGCCAAUCCCUUCAGGAAAACAAGCGAAAAGGCCAGCGCUCCCUUCCCAGCGAAGAAAACGAAUAGCUUUAAAGCUAAAAAUAAAAUAAACAAUAACAGCAGUGGAAUAACCGACGAUCGAUUGAAAGCCUACGGCAUAAAUCCCCGAAAGUUCCACAAGCGGGAAAAGUACGGGAAGAAGGAUAAGUAAAAUGCUAGGAUUAAUAUAAUAGUAAUAGUAAGAUACAUUUUGUAGUUAAAUCUUAUGUACAUAUGAUAACAUUAAAAUCCAGCACAGAUA